GGCGCGGUCGGCCCCUUCUGCCGCCCUUUCAAACAUGGCGGCUCCGCUGGGCGGCAUGUUCUCCGGGCAGCCGCCGGGCGCCCCGCAGCCCCCGCCGGGGCUCCCAGGCCAGGCUUCCCUUCUUCACGCCGCCACAGGCGCCCCUCGCACUUCCAACAGUACGCUGGUGGACGAGCUGGAAUCUUCUUUUGAGGCUUGCUUUGCUUCCCUUGUGAGCCAGGACUACGUGAAUGGCACAGAUCAGGAAGAGAUUCGAACAGGUGUUGAUCAGUGUAUCCAGAAGUUCUUGGAUAUUGCCAGACAGACAGAGUGUUUCUUCCUACAGAAAAGAUUGCAGCUCUCUGUGCAGAAACCGGAGCAGGUCAUCAAAGAGGACGUGUCCGAGCUGAAGAACGAGCUGCAGCGGAAGGACGCCCUGGUGCAGAAGCACCUCGCCAAGCUGCGGCACUGGCAGCAGGUGCUGGAGGAGGUGGGCGUGCAGCAGCGGCAGCCCCCCGACGCCCCGCAGGGCUCCCUGGCCUACCUGGAGCAGGCUUCGGCCAACAUCCCGGCGCCCAUGAAGCCGAGCUGACGCCUCUCCCCGUCCCUAUGCGCUGUUCUCCUGUAGUUCUGUGAAUACUGUAGCGAAUGGCAUUAGCGUUGGCAGACAAGCGCGUGCACCACCCCGUUAUUUGUGUCUGUUCUUUGGCCAACUGUCGGUGUUCGUUUUGGUGGGGGGGGUGGGGGAGGGUCAGUUUUGUACGCCCUGUCACAUUUCCCCGUUUGUAGUCGGUGUGUCGGUCAGUCUGAGCUGACCUGUGAAUCGGCCGCCUGCGCCGCGGGGCGGGGGUACCCCGCCCUGGAACUUCUACCUCAAGAAAGAGGAAUCUAAUGGUGCCGUGUCUGGCGCUCUCGGAGCCCGGGCUGAGCAUCCGUUCUCCCAGCUUAGUGUAGCAGUGUCGCAGUGGGUCCCUCUCGGACACGCCCCUACUGGGGGGCUCGGUGUCCGCUGUCGUGUUGCUUUCCUGCUUCCGCCUGGCUGUGUAGUCUAGAAGCCGCCAUCUGCCCGCAGCGCUGGCUGUGGGCCCGUGAGUUGUGCUGCCUUGUUUUGCCCUGGUAAGUAAGAUUCUUGUUAAUGGGGUGGGCGUGGGGGGUCCAUUCCCAGGGCCCCUCACGACGUGUCUGGUUCUCCGUGGGUGAGAUCUUCCUCGCUGAUCGUCUCGUCUUCUGGGUUCCAGCCUUGUGCCCACAUGUGAGCCCCAGUGUCUUUUGGGGUGCUUGCUUUGUGUGCCCCCACCGCCGACCGCCCCUCCCCGCACUCACCCACCCCUCCCGUGGAUGCCACGAAACUUGGGAGCCCUCCGGGCACCGCCGGGACACAGGCUGCACGUCUCUCCCGCCAGCCUUGUGUGGCUCACCGGCGUGGCUGGGGGCUCAGCCCUGCCCUCUCGGUGGGAACGUAGUUCCCCUCCACCUGCAGGGUCUGCGUACUUAUCUUUCACCCGAGGCGCUAUUUUUGUUUUGUAUGCAUGUGUGUGUGGCAUAUUGUCUGUGGGCAACAAAUGCCAUCAGAUUGUGUGUUUCAAGCAUUUAAAACUGUUUUUAGUCACAUGCUUUCAAGGUUCAGCCGCUUUAGAUUUCUGUACUAAACCCUACAGCAACUGAUGUGAGGCAAUCUUUCAAUAAUAAAGGAUUACUCAACCAAAAGAA
Molecule: messenger RNA, 1689 nt
Organism: Sorex araneus (European shrew)
Lineage: Eukaryota; Metazoa; Chordata; Mammalia; Eulipotyphla; Soricidae
Gene: MED28
Product: mediator complex subunit 28
Exons: 4
Coding region: 35-571 (178 amino acids)
Cellular component (GO): mediator complex
Source: RefSeq, a predicted model, not a curated record